Talaromyces amestolkiae is the source of this 924-nucleotide messenger RNA. RefSeq lists its product as uncharacterized. Gene Ontology annotation, molecular function: S-adenosylmethionine-dependent methyltransferase activity. The coding region runs from base 1 to 924 and encodes 307 amino acids. The transcript has a single exon. The record is from RefSeq and is a predicted model, not a curated record. NCBI's taxonomy places the organism in Eukaryota, Fungi, Ascomycota, Eurotiomycetes, Eurotiales, Trichocomaceae.
AUGGCUAACACAAACGAUACCAUAUUCGCUCGUGACAAAGGAUUCUGGGAAAAUUAUCUCAGGGGUCGACCACGCGCACCUGAUGUCUUUUUUGAGCGUAUUUUUCGGUAUCACGAGGAGAGUGGCGGGCAAUUCGGUACUGCCCACGACGCAGGAGCUGGGAAUGGGCCAUAUGCUCAGAUUCUACGUUCGAAGUUCCAGCGCGUUAUAAUCUCAGAUAUUGUCUCAGAAAAUGUCAAACUCGCGAAGGAUAGGUUGGGAUCCGACAAUGGCUUCACUUAUCGUGUUGCUAAAAUUGAGGAAGCCAGCGACAUACCAUGCUACAGCGUCGAUUUGGUCUUUGCAACAAAUGUAGUACAUUUUGCUGACCAAAAAUUGACAGCUCAGGCUAUUUCAAACCAAUUGAAAAGUAACGGUACAUUUGUUGCUGCUGGCUUUGGGCCUGCGCGGUUUGUGGACCCGAAAGUACAGGGUGCAUGGUCUGGUAUUUACCAUCAAGGUGGUCGAGCUGUUCUCAAAACAUCAGACGAGCUUGAAGAAACGAUCAAAAUUAUGGAACGAAGUUCAAACUAUUACAACGUGGUGCCUUUAGACGAAAAGUUUUUUCAGCCUGGUGCAAAAAGAAUUCACCUAAAUAUGGACCAGGGAGGGUUGACACCUCUCCUACCACCUGAGUACGGACAGAAAGCGUCUGAACCCGACUAUACUGGACCAAACGAUAUCGUUACCUUCGAAAACGAAGACGGUUGGAGCUUCAAGACCGAUCUAGAUGGUCUCAAGGAACAUUUUAAGACAUUCCCAUUCUCAGCUAUCGAUCCCUCUAGUUACAAUAAAUUAUGGCAAGAACUAGAAGAGCUGCUCAAAGACGGACGGGUGGUUGAAGGAUAUUUCCCUGCUAAAAUUAUCUUAGCAAAGCGAUGUUAG